Messenger RNA from Tarenaya hassleriana, 1343 nucleotides. RefSeq names its product glutamate receptor 2.8-like. Gene Ontology annotation, molecular function: ligand-gated monoatomic ion channel activity; signaling receptor activity. The transcript has 3 exons. Gene Ontology annotation, cellular component: plasma membrane. Lineage: Eukaryota; Viridiplantae; Streptophyta; Magnoliopsida; Brassicales; Cleomaceae. The annotation marks the transcript as partial. The record is from RefSeq and is a predicted model, not a curated record.
GUUCUUGAACACAGAGUCAACGAAGACUUCCGUGGACCGCCUCAUCAUCAGAUCGGAACCAGCUUCUGGUUCUCCUUCUCCACCCUCGUUUUUGCCCACCGGGAGAGAGUGGUGAGCAAUUUGGCCAGGUUCGUGGUGAUAGUGUGGUGCUUUGUGGUUUUAGUGCUCACUCAAAGCUAUACGGCAAGCUUGACUUCGCUUCUCACGGUUCAACAGCUCCAACCAGCAGUCACGAACGUGAACCAACUAAUCAAGAACGGAGAUUAUGUCGGCUACCAGUUAGGUUCCUUUGUGGUUGGAAUUUUGAAGAAUCUCGGCUUUGAUGAGUCUAAACUCAGGGUUUACGAUUCUGCGGAAGAACUGGACGAGCUUUUAACCAGAGGAACUUCCAAUGGCGGAAUAGCAGCAGCUUUUGAUGAAGUGCCAUAUAUGAAGCUUCUCCUUUCUCAGCAUUGCUCCAAGUACACCAUGGUCGAACCUUCUUUCAAGACUGCUGGUUUUGCCUUUGCGUUUCCAAAGGGCUCACCUCUUACGGGAGACAUCUCGAGGGCAAUCUUAAACGUGACUGAAGGAGAAGAAAUGAGACAGAUCGAGAACAAAUGGUUCAAGAAACAGAGCAAUUGCCCCGAUCCAAACACUUCUCUUUCGUCAAACCGUUUAAGUCUCAGAAGCUUCUGGGGUCUGUUUCUAAUCGCGGGAGCUGCUUCGUUCUUGGCCCUUUUCAUCUUCUUGGCCGUCUUCUUUUACGAACAGAGGCACUCGUUGAACCGAUUCUACGAUGCUCAAGAUUCAGGGUGGAGGAAACUCAGGGCUCUGUUAAGAAUCUUUGACAAAAAAGACAUGAGCUCACACACGUUUAGGAAGAGCAGUGACGAUGUUCAUAGCGUGAUUUCCGUCGACAACACGCAUUGUCCUCCAAGCCCUUCGACGUCGCAGAACACGCAGUGUCCGACAAGUCCAUGGAGCCCUUCGAAUAGAUCGGACUUUUCUUUCCACAUCGAGAGAGGACGAUCUUCGACGGUGUUCACUUUAGGAACAGAUCAACACGAGGAAGACCAAGUUGAAAGGCGGAGAAAGGAAGAAGAAAACUGCAGAACGAGUUCCUGUAGUGUAGGAGCUUAGAAGAUGACAAAAAAAUGUUUUUUCUCCGAUGAUUAUUCUGUCGGAAAGGAGAGUUAGGAGGCAUCACGUGACGUCAUAGUAUCAACCUGCUGAAUCUUCUUGGUUGUAUUAUAUUAUAUGGUAUGGAUGAAUCCUUGAACGUGCGACUGAAGACAAUGUCAAAUCUUUAUUUUUGAUAGAAGUCAUUCAAAUUCAAUGUCAAAUGCAUGAAAUUCCAUUCC